AUGGCUUCUCGUCUUUGCUCUUCACUCUCCAAUAUUCCUCUUUUUCUCUCAAUUUCAACCCCUUCACCCAUUUCUUCUAACAAUCGCAAUUUCAAAUUCAAAACUUAUUCUCUGCACCACCCAGUUACAAAUUCUUCGUCUUCACCCAAAACCAAAAUUUGGGUCAAUCCUAAUAGCGCCAAAUCUAAACCUUUCAGAAACAAACCCUCUAACUCUAAGACCAGUUUUCUCCUUCAACUUGCCGCGUCUUUGGACUCGUGCGAUCCCACUCAGCAACAAGUCUCUGCAAUUCUCAACUGUUUAGGAGACAACAACGUUGCAGAACAAGAUGCUGUGUUCAUUCUUGAUAACAUGAUGAACCCCAAAACUGCACCCGUUGUUCUUAGAUACCUUAGGGACAAGAUUAAAUACGUUAGAUAUAAUCGGGUGGUUCUUUACAAUGUGACCCUCAAAGUGUUUCGGAAAUGUAACGAUUUUGAAGGAGCACAGGAGGUGUUUGAUGAAAUGCUUCAAAGAGGGGUCAAGCCUGAUAACAUUACGUUUACUACUAUGAUUAAAAUGUGUCCUAUUCCGGAUAAGGCUUUGGAGUUGUUUGAGAAGAUGCCAGGUUUUGGGUGUGAACCUGAUGCAAUGACAUUCUCAGCCUUGAUUAAAAUGUUUGUUUUGUUUGGAAACUAUGAUGCAUGCUUGAAUAAACACUUAGAAAUGAGGAGUCUUGGUUUGAAGCCUAACGUGGAAACGUAUAACAGUUUGUUGAUUGCCACGUUGAUAGGUAAGAGGCAAUGGCAAGCCAAGACUAUAUAUCAAGAGAUGAUAAGUAAUGGAGUUUCGCCAGAUUUUAAAACUUAUUCAACUCUUUUGCGAGUCUAUGCUAGUGCACAAUAUGAUCAAGAUGCUCUUUGUGUUUAUAAAGAGAUGAAAGGGAAAGGAAUGGAUGUGACUAAAGAUCUCUAUAAUAUGCUUUUAGCUAUGUGUGCUAAAGUUGGCACUAAUGAUGAAGCUCUAGAGAUUUUUGAAGACAUGAAAAGUUCUGGGACUUGCCCACAGAGUGCAAACCCUUCUUAG
Molecule: messenger RNA, 1065 nt
Organism: Vicia faba (fava bean)
Lineage: Eukaryota; Viridiplantae; Streptophyta; Magnoliopsida; Fabales; Fabaceae
Source: the annotation of a GenBank genome assembly